AUGGGGGAUGGUCUCUGGCAUGUCAUUGCCAUGGUACCCUACUGCACUGUCUUACUAGACACCAAGGACUAUGUGCUGAUGUUCACCAGAGCUGUCAGUGCCUCUGUGGAGGAUGACCUCAAUAUUCUCAUGGGGUUUCUAGGUAAUGACUGUAACUAGGUUGAUGGUUAAUUCCUGAGGAUAGGGACCCAGGGGUACUUCUGAGUUCCAGAUAAAUCUUCCCUGGACUACCUGGAUGUCUGCGUCUCUGAUGCUGACUAAAGCUCCACCGCAGUGGUCUGUGUCAACAAGGAGCUGGAAGGCUCACUUAGCACCAUGGUCCAGCUCUACAGCAGGUCCUAAGACCCCAGUCCCCAGGCCCUGAAGUCCUUUUGAGACUUCUACCCAACAAUGGGGCUCCUGGGUAACAUGAUGGUAAUGCCACCCAAAUCAGGUACUAGUUGA
This is a messenger RNA of Grammomys surdaster, 444 nucleotides long. It is a transcript of the gene Lcn15, whose product is annotated as lipocalin 15. The record is from RefSeq and is a predicted model, not a curated record. The transcript is spliced from 5 exons. Lineage: Eukaryota; Metazoa; Chordata; Mammalia; Rodentia; Muridae. Gene Ontology annotation, molecular function: small molecule binding.